Molecule: messenger RNA, 2364 nt
Organism: Drosophila eugracilis
Lineage: Eukaryota; Metazoa; Arthropoda; Insecta; Diptera; Drosophilidae
Gene: slow
Exons: 5
Coding region: 488-2026 (512 amino acids)
Biological process (GO): anatomical structure development
Cellular component (GO): extracellular region; cell surface
Molecular function (GO): calcium ion binding; signaling receptor binding
Source: RefSeq, a predicted model, not a curated record
UUCUAAGAGAUCGGUUUGGUUUGUGUUAGCUCCGCCGCGCCAGCUGGAAAAUUGUAUCUCAAAGAUCGCUGCCAGUUCGUUCGUUUACGGAAGCGGCUAACGCAGAAUCCGGAUUCUCAAGAGCCUUAAUAUUUAUCAGUAAAUUAAUAAGAAAUAUAUAAAUUUUAAAAGCCUCAUUCAGGAUUUAAUUUAUUGUUUGCAUAAAAAAGAAAUACAAAUGCCGCGUAUCUGCUUAAUGUCAGUGUGAAAACUCAAUUCAAUUUAUUGUUUGUGAUUGCAAAUUUGACAUAAUUGUGUUUUGAUUUAUUUGUGUGUCCGAACUUCGGAGGCAUCUUCAAAAAAAAAAAAAAAACAGGCAUUUAAAUCUGGCCAAGAUUAUCUCUGUUUUUCUUCUACCGAAUUGAACUCGCGGGUCAGUUGGAAUUUGUUCGCUGUGUUUCCAUCAAGCGAAUUGAGAUAGCGGGACAUCAUCAUCAUCAUCAUCAAAAUGCCAGAAAUGAUUAACUCCACCUAUUUUCUGCUGCUCUGCUGCACAGUCCUGCUGCUGGGAACAGCGGUAUCAGGUGUCCAGAAUGGUAGCUUUAAUAGCACAAUUCCUCAUCAGAAUCGAACUCAUCGAGGACAUGGUCAUAGCCAUCGAACUCGUCAUCAGGGAAACUUCUUACCAAGCCAUCAGAGGCAGCAGCGAAGAUUACAGUCGUUGAGUCAAGUCAAAUCUGAUGUGGAGCUACUGCCUGGGGUCACCAUGCAUGACGUCACCAGACUAAGGCGGGUCCAGCCACAUAAUCCCUAUAAUAAAGUGCAGACCAGACGCCUACACCAGUCACGACCCCCCACCGAAUGGGAUUAUAACACUUAUAAUAUCCUCACCAACACUUACGGUCCUCCUCCACCGCCGAUGCCAUCGUCUCCGCGACUUGGAAAGGGCGAGGACAACACCCAGGAUGUGGAGUUUAUUGGCAAUCGGGAGCAUGGCAGAGGUUUCUCCUUUGUGCCAUCGAUCACGGUAACCACCUCAGCACCACCAACGAAUCUGAAUAGAAGAUCUACGAGUCCUGGCUUCAACCUGGGCACCAUUCCGCCGCUUGUUCCGGCCAGAAGGGGCUAUGCUUAUACCACCACAACAGCUGCUCCAGUAAACACUUUUACCACCGAGAAUCCUUUCGAGACGAACACCAUUAGUCGAGGUUAUCCCACAGAUCCCAAGGAAAUGGAAAGGCGGCACAUUUGCAUGCAACAUCGUACGGUGACGAUGCCCGUGAAGCGGACAGAGGUCUACAAUCGUCCCACCUGGAAGCACGUGGCCACGCCCUGCCAGCCGCCCACCUUCACUGGCCAGAAAUGCACCAGGGUCCAGGUCAUUCACGAAAGGGCCUACAGGGAUGUUAUCGAGCACAAGACCGCCCAGCAGAUGACCUACGACUGCUGCACGGGAUGGAGCCGGGAAAACCCAAGGGCUGAUGCGUGCAUGAAACCUGUUUGCUCCACGCGCUGCCAAAAUGGUGGUAAUUGCACGGCUCCAAGCACCUGUUCUUGUCCAUCUGGUUACACAGGACAUUAUUGUGAAAAGGAUGUGGAUGAGUGCCAGACGGAGAAGCCCUGCGAUCAGCAGUGCUUUAAUACUCAUGGAUCCUACCUCUGCCGUUGCCGUCAAGGAUUCGAACUGCAGGCAGAUAAACAGAGCUGUAAGAAGGUGUCCUCGAAUGCCGACGAUGCCUUCGAGGCGCGAGAUUUGGAGAACGACAUAGACGAUACGGAUGCAGAGGUAGACACGCGACUGCAGAAGAUCGAAAGAUCCCUUGCUAACGAGCGCGUGCAUACCAACGAACUGCAAAAGUCACUCCAGGCCACAUAUAGUGUGGUGGACACACUCAAGAGCCGGCUAAGCACGCUGGAAAAGCAAGCUCAGGAUGUCAGCCGCCUGCAGACGAAUCUCUACAAGACGGAAUCACGAACCAAUAAGCUGGAAGGGAUGCUGAAUCUUUUGCUAAAGUGCCGGAAUGGCCCCAAUGAGAACUGCCCCUAAACAGAACUGCAUUUCCCUACGCUACUAUUAAAUGUUAGUUAACUUAAUUGACCAAUCUGUUUACGUGUAGCUGCUCCUGCUUGUAAGCCAUUCCCGAAUGCGAGUCGAGUGCCUCUGUAGUCUCUAGAAUCAGCCCUCGGAUCGGGCUAAUAUAUUAGUACUUAAGCGAACGUGUCAUAAAUGUAUCGAGAUCUGAAGUUAUAGCCAUAAGCGCACCACCGCACUCUGCACCGCCCAAUGGGGGUGGUGCACCGAUUAUUAGUUUCUGCAUGUAUCUGUAUAUAAUUGUAAUGUAUAUGAGAAAUCACUGCACAAAUAAAUGCAUUUUAUAAUUUGAA